AUGUCUCGAGAAACCGGUGGGGUGCUUCUGCAGUCACCUGUCACGUAUGACGAGCCGGCAGACCUGUACCGGAUAGAGUCGACAUCGCGUCUAGAAGCACGAGGCAACCGACGGUCAUCAAAGUCUGUCUCAGGGGCGCGCCCACCGAUCGCGACCAGUGCCAUCAGCCAUCGCAUGUACAGCGGCGACGGCAACGGUGGGCCGAGUUCUUCCCCGACCGCCGGAGGCUCGCGGAGUAGAGGCCUGAAGAGGCGUAUAUCGACCCCCAACCUCGCCAAGCGUUCCCUCGUCGAGGAGGACUCGGAGAAACCAGAGGAACCCCAGAUCAAUGCCGUCAAACAAUGUGAGACAAGAGCAAGGUCCACGUCCACCUCCAUCGUUGUCCCCCAGCAACUGGCACCGCCAGACGCCGAGUACACGAGGCCGGUACAGACUCUGACAGCUCCACCAGCAUCGAUAGCACCGCUUCCGACCCCGGCGUACACCUCCACACCACCGCCACCAUGGUCGCAGAUGUACGUCACCCCGCCGAGUCCUCCCCCCACGACCGGACCCGAAAUGCGAGGUUCCGACGACACGUCGACCGGUAUCCUCAGCUCGGCGUACGACAUGGGCGAGAGCAUUGUCAACCGCGUCUGGUCCUGGGCCAAGCCGAAUCCUCGUCGUGGUCACGCGCGUCGCGACUCGCGUCGAUCCCUGUCUGACGAGGAUUCUGAAAAAGGGUUAGAUGGUUCCGAGAUUGACGACUUCCUCGAUGACGACAACGACACACACGUCGGGAUGGGCUCCAUGAGCAGGUCUGGACGCUACUGGGGCCUGUUCUCGAGUGGCCCGGCUCAGUCGUCGCCGCCGGACACACCGACGUACUUCACCCUGCCUCCGACACCGCCAGUGGAGGAGCAGUGCGACCUCCCUUUCCCCCAGUCUUUGCCGACCCCUGCGCUCUCGACUCGCUCUUUAUCUGGACAACCGCAUCGUUCUGGACGGCCACGCCGCACGUCUCGCGCCGCCGCCCUCCAGCAAGAGCCCGCCGACGGAUGGUGGGUCAAGGUGUACCGCACCAUCGUAUCCAGCAACGGUUCCGGAAGUGGCAAGACGGCCCAGGUCUUGCGUGAGCUCGGAUGGACGGUCGCGUUACUCGCGGGACUCUUUGUUGUCUCGCUGCUUCUCGUCAUCUACGGUGUCAGGAGCAUCCCGAUCACCCAGCUCAAGUCGAUGCCCAAGUCGACGACCGACCUGCAGCUGCUGUCGGCCGAGAUGCGCGCGUACAUGGCCUCGAGCAACACGGGAUGGUGGCACACUGUCGGCGUGCUGACCUACAUUGGAUGUUGGAAGCACGCGUGGAGUGUCCCGGGAGCCGUCGUGCUCAACAUUCUGGUUGGUUCAGUGUUUGAGCCUCUCGCGGCUCUGACGCUGUUGACUUUGAUCACUGCUUCCGGUUCCCUCGGUGCCUACAUGCUGUCCCGGCCUCUGGCUCCGCUGAUCGGUGUCCUGUUCCCGAAGCCGCUCGCGCUUGUCCGGGCCGCUCUCGCUCCGGACCAGGUGCCCCGCCCUCGCCACGGCGUGCAGUACAACGACGACGGCGAGCUGGUUACGCCGAUCCGCGUGUCGACUAAUCCAACGGAGCGGCCGCUCGGCGCUCCAGAGGAUCGGCCCGGCAUCUGGCGCCGUCUGCUGCUCAUGCGUGCCAUGGGCUUCGUCCCGUGGUCCGGCAUGAACGUUGCUUGCGGCGUGGUCGGUGUCGAUUGGCGCAUCUUCUGGCUGACAACUGCCGCCGGCAGCGCGAGCUGGAGCUACGUCACCGCCUCUGUCGGAAACAUUCUCUCCCGCCUCGCUCUCCCCAGCAGCCGGCCGCCGCAGCCGAGGGCGCACAGGGCGAGUCGCUGA
Molecule: messenger RNA, 1887 nt
Organism: Trichosporon asahii var. asahii CBS 2479
Lineage: Eukaryota; Fungi; Basidiomycota; Tremellomycetes; Trichosporonales; Trichosporonaceae
Exons: 1
Coding region: 1-1887 (628 amino acids)
Source: RefSeq, a predicted model, not a curated record